Penicillium longicatenatum is the source of this 876-nucleotide messenger RNA. RefSeq lists its product as uncharacterized. NCBI's taxonomy places the organism in Eukaryota, Fungi, Ascomycota, Eurotiomycetes, Eurotiales, Aspergillaceae. The transcript has a single exon. The record is from RefSeq and is a predicted model, not a curated record. Bases 1 to 876 code for a protein of 291 amino acids.
AUGCCUCAGCAAAUUCCUCCCGUUGGCUUUCCUUUCCGUAUCUUCUUUGAGAAGAAAAACAAGUUUCUCGCCGCGGAAGAUGAUGUGGCUCUCGUGGAUCCUGACGUUCAGUCGGAUAACCAACUUUUUGUUCUUGGGGAAUCGCCCAGCAAACAAACAAGCGACAUGUUCAUGAUCGAAAGCUUCAAAUGUGGCCGUGCCUUGCAACUGGAUAAGAACUCCAAGAAGCUCACCCUUGCUGAGCUUCAACCGAGCUAUGAUGGCCAAUGGUUUAGCCUGACUGGAGGAACUGGCAAUUCGAAAGAUUUACUUUCAGCUGGACCAAAAUCUCCGGCUGCUAUCGCAAUAGGUGACGCCAUAUUCAUUAUCGACUUCAGUCGUGGGGAUGUGGACGUCGCUGUAACUUACGAUCUCAAGGUCGGCAAGAUCUCCCAGACAACCCCUGCCUUCAUCGCAAGCCAAACAGUUAAGAACGACAGCGAUGCGACUCAAACGCCCUCGGUGAAUCUGAGUGCCACAAAAACCGUGACAAAGUCGUUUACCUAUUCAAUGGGGUUUCAAAUCACUAUCGGAACUAAGUUCAGAGCCGGUGUGCCUUCCGUAGCUGAAGGUGAAAUCAGCUCCGAGAUUAGCCACCACCAGGACUUCGAAUGGGGCACAGCGACAACUGAGGGAACCACAGUCGGAUACUCUGUUCCUGUGACCGCGCCUCCGCAUUCCAAAGUCAAAGCUACAGCCGUUGCGAAAACCUCCGUGAUUGACGUUCCUGCCAAAAUACGUUUCUCAUCCCGAAGAAGCUCGACGUUUCUGGAGACCGAUAUUGUGUACCGCGGUACUACCUACUGGGAUUUCAAUGUCACCUAUGAGAACGUCUGA